Molecule: messenger RNA, 726 nt
Organism: Aspergillus mulundensis
Lineage: Eukaryota; Fungi; Ascomycota; Eurotiomycetes; Eurotiales; Aspergillaceae
Product: C2H2-type zinc finger protein
Exons: 1
Coding region: 1-726 (241 amino acids)
Source: RefSeq, a predicted model, not a curated record
AUGUCAAGCUGCAGGUCAAGUUUUGUGUCGAUUCUGAACAACGAUGAUAACCCGGCAUUCGCGGUUCGAUCAACGGCUUACGGGAUCCCGACACAUUAUCCCACCUCACAGUACCCAUUGGAGCAGCCUCCGCCAAGAAGCACGUCAGACUACCACUAUGGCCGCACGUACUCCGACUCACCGUCACCCCGGGUAAUGCGGCAGCCAUUCGACCCAGUCACAGAGGCCACUCGGCCAGCCUCACCCGGCUCAUCGGACUGUUCUUCAUACGACUACGCAGUCAGCUCAGGCGCUGGCUCCUACUACCACCCUUACGCCCGCCAUGACCCGUACGCCUAUCAGCCGCGCCCGGACAAACGGCUCAGCGGCAACUCCAUGGCCGAACCCCCAUCUCCUCAAACCUCGAUCGCUAGUACGUCAAAAGAGUCUGUCGCCGCCAAACCAGCCCGCAAGAACAAGUACCCUUGCCCAUUCGCUGUCAGCCACGCCUGCACGGCGACCUUUACUACCUCAGGGCACGCGGCACGACACGGCAAGAAACACACGGGGGAGAAGAGCGUACACUGCCCAAUCUGCAACAAGGCGUUCACCCGAAAGGACAAUAUGAAGCAACACAUUCGAACGCAUCGCACACAUUCUGAAGAGAUGUCGGCCAACUCGACGCCGCGGAGUAGCGAUGCGAACCGGGAAUGGGCGGCUAGAAGAAACGAAUCGUUUGUACGAUAA